Messenger RNA from Coffea eugenioides, 1667 nucleotides. RefSeq lists its product as uncharacterized. Bases 146 to 598 code for a protein of 150 amino acids. The transcript is spliced from 2 exons. NCBI's taxonomy places the organism in Eukaryota, Viridiplantae, Streptophyta, Magnoliopsida, Gentianales, Rubiaceae. The record is from RefSeq and is a predicted model, not a curated record.
ACCCUAUCUGCUUCUUCCGCGAUUUUCAUUUUUUCUGCAGCUGGAACUUUUGCUGGUACUUGUCUAGUCGUCUUCUCCUCUCGUUCUGUAUCAACACAAACGACGGCGUUGAGAGCUCCUCUGGUCCGCAUAUACACUUGGGCAAAUGUCUUUGGUUUGUAGCUCUAGGCUAAUAAGUAGAGAUUAUGGGGUUUGCUUAAUUUCUCCAACCCCGUCGUCGUCCUCUUUCGCAACAUAUACGACGUUUUCGUUUUCAUUGAGGCAUCCUGUACUAUUUAAUAAGUUCCCACCAAUACCAUGUCGUCGACCACCCUUGUCUUCUUCCUCGCCGUCGAGGAGACGAACCCUAGUUUGUUCCAAGUCAUCUGAAGAAGAAGAAGAAGAGGUAUCCUCUGGUGGAACACAAGUGGACGAGUGGUUACAGAGACUGCCGGAUAAGAAAAAGCCCUUGUACUCUCAUAGCUUGCCUUGCGUGGAGGCAUGGUUGAGGAGCUUAGGGUUUCAUCAGAGCAAAGAGGAUAGAGCUGUUUGGUUUGUGGAGAAUCCUGAUUGGCAUGCCCAGCUCUCCCUUGAUGUCACGGACCUCUACAUUAGUUGAUUGUCAUAAAUGAUGGUCGGGAGGAACUCGGUGUUUGUGCCUGUAUUGAAUGACAAGUGUGAUGCCCGUCAUUAUUGAGGAAGAAAGUUGGGAUUUUGAUGGUUGCUUGAUUGCAAGAUUCACUUAAGCUUUUCAGUUGACUUUGUGAUAAGAAUAUGGUACUAGUAUUACUUAAGAAAUUAUACUCUGCUUGUCAUUCACUACGGGGAAAGAAGUUUGGGUUGCCAGUACUGCGAAAUGCUCCCAUGGUAACAUCCCUUACCCUUUAGUGCAAGGAGCAAGGUUUGAAGCUUGCUACCCUUUUCCUCUAUGUAUCCAAAAACAGAUGAAAGAGAAAGGGGUUUGUUUCGGUUUAUUGCUGCCGUUGAUGACUAGAUGUGUACUAAGGCUUUUGUUUCUCUGUAUUUCAGGUUGAGUUUUCAUAAGUGACCGAAUUUGUAUGCAAAUUGUUUUAACAGUUUUCAGAAGGCGUAACCCUGGUUUGAGUAUAAUUAACAUACUUUGGUCUAGAAAGGCUCAUCAUAUACAUUAAUAUGUGAAGAACUGGAAACUGAAGAAAGGCCUAAAGGUGUUCAUUCUCUUCAAAUAUAUUGGCUUAUUAAGUGUAGUCAACACAGGGCUGGUAUCCUUGAUGAAAACAAGAUAUCUAUUUUUGAAAGGAAGUUUGUAAAGUAAAAUAUUCCCAUUUCCAUGUGCAAGUGCAUUUGCUUGAGCUUAAAGCCUAUCAACAUUGCAUUUUUCAUCUGCAACUUUUAAGAAAUGUAACCAACUUGAUAGGUAGCUAUGUUAAUGUUCUGGUUUCUGUAAUCCCUCUUGAGACUCUAUAUAUUUGUUCUUGUUAUUUGACUGCAGUAAAGUAAAUUACGUUGGGCACAUUGAAUAUUGUAUUUUUUUGGUUAGGAAUUAAUAAGGAUUGGAUCCUUUAUAUUAGUUGUUUAAUCGGGUUCUAGUUGUAGAAUCGAGAAAUAUGUGAAUGUUCCCGUGUCCAAACUAGUCUUGUGGUGUUAGAUUUGGAAUCAGCCGAAUCAACAGCAGGCAAGACGAGAGCAAAUUAUAGCUGCAUUUGCAU